Fusarium odoratissimum NRRL 54006 is the source of this 1917-nucleotide messenger RNA. RefSeq lists its product as uncharacterized. Bases 102 to 1343 code for a protein of 413 amino acids. Gene Ontology annotation, molecular function: RNA binding; tRNA-specific adenosine-37 deaminase activity. Gene Ontology annotation, biological process: tRNA wobble adenosine to inosine editing. The transcript has 3 exons. The record is from RefSeq and is a predicted model, not a curated record. Lineage: Eukaryota; Fungi; Ascomycota; Sordariomycetes; Hypocreales; Nectriaceae.
CUUACACCAGCAUUAUACUGAGACACGAUAAAAAGUCUUAAGUCUUCAGUCUUGGCCCGUGGUUUUUGUAUCAGCCUUUUGGAUAGACUGGAUAUGGCUAGAUGACGUCCCAGGCGGAUCUGGUGGCACAAGCAGUAUUGCAACAAUUCUACAAAUUACCUUCGAAGCGAAAACCUGCUGUUCGUGACAAUGGCGUUCAUGAAUGGGUUCCGCUGAGUGGCAUCGUUGCUGAGAAAGAUGGCAUUCUAACAUGUCUAGCCCUGGCAACUGGCAUGAAAUGCCUACCGGCGUCAAAAAUAUCACAAUCCAAUGGCGUGGGCAUCCAUGACUGGCAUGCGGAGGUCCUGGCUAUGCGAACCUUUAACCGUUUCUUGCUUGAUGAAUGCGAGAAUAUCCUCGAGAAAGAUGACGAGUCGAGUAUCAUUCAGAGGAAGAUGAGCACUUCAAAUCUUAAUGGCACCCCUUUGCAGUUAUUCGAAAUCAAAGAUGGCGUCAAGCUGCACAUGUAUUGCUCAGAAGCACCAUGCGGUGAUGCUAGUAUGGAGCUCACAAUGGCUUCCCAGGAAGAUGAUUCAGCAUGGGAAACCCCAACUCCUGCAGAUGCAAAGCCUGGAGGUGAUGCACAAAUCUCUUUACUAGGAAGGGCUUGCUUCUCUAGGACUGGAAUUGUUCGACGAAAACCUGCUCGAGGAGAUGCGCCUCCAACACUAUCCAAGUCUUGCUCUGACAAACUUGCGUUGAAACAAUGCGCUUCACUUCUCUCAGCCAUCACAUCAAUAUUCAUCGAUCCUACCAACGCAUACAUUAGUAGCAUCAUCUUGCCAAGAUCCCAAUACUCUGAUCUUGCAUGUCGACGUGCCUUUUCAGCAGAAGGCAGGAUGAACCUCAUGGCUGGUAAAAAGUGGCUAGGAGGCUAUUCAUUCAGGGAGUUCUCAGUUGCGACGACCGGCCUGGAAUUCGAGUUUUCGAAAUGGUCUGUACAGACGAGAGCUGACAAGAUUUCGGCGAGCAACCUAGCAGCAACAUGGUCACGAUCGGGUUUCGAAGAGAACAUCAUUGGGGGAGUUAUUCAAGGCCGGAAGGCUUUCAAGACAGACGGAGCAAGUCAAGUUUCCAAGCGUUGUAUGUGGAAGGCAGCAAACGAUCUUGCUAGUAGAAUAGGUGGCGCUUCCUCUUCCACAGCAAUUUGUCCUGGUGGUGAGACGUAUCGCCACUUGAAACAAGGACAGUUGAUGGCUCACCGACGGCAAGUUAAGGACGAGGCCCGUGAGAUGGCACUGUCAGGGUGGAUCAGAAAUGACGGAGGGUCAGAUUUCCAACUAGAAAAACGUAGCAAUCAUUGACAUCAUUAGAGAUUGGUAUUUCUCCCGAUGUAAGUCGUAUUUUGUUUGUUCGUACAGAUCAAUCAACCUCAGCCAGCAUAAGGUCGCCAUUCCACCAUGACAUUCCCAAGCUGUGACCUUUUGCGUACCCAUACCUACUCCUCUGCUACUCAACAUAGAGAGCGGGGGAGUGACUGUUACGACUGCCCAAUACCAGGGGGAAACAUAAAACCCGCCUCGUAGGAGAAACUAGCCAGCAUCUUGGCCGAACAGACCUACGAUUUCACUACCCCUUCGCCCUUGACCGUGUAGAGGAACUUUACUCGACCUUGGGCUCGUUCUCGAAGUUCUCGCCCUCGACCAAGUCGGGGAUCUCGUCAUCGUCCUCACCCUUCUCCUUCUGGAGGUUCUGGUAGCUCUCGGCGAGCUUGCGCAGAGAAGCAAGGGAGUCGGGGCCGAGCUGGUUAAGGAUACCGGGGACAAGCUCGGUGAGCUCCUUGUCCUCACCGUUACCAUAGAUGGCAAAGGUGUUGGAAGGAACAGCAGCGUGAACUGUUGGAGUGGAAAGAGAAUGUCAAUAUAUACCAAACCCCAC